Messenger RNA from Chaetura pelagica (chimney swift), 1308 nucleotides. RefSeq names its product drebrin-like (gene DBNL). Gene Ontology annotation, cellular component: actin filament; postsynaptic membrane; lamellipodium. Lineage: Eukaryota; Metazoa; Chordata; Aves; Apodiformes; Apodidae. The transcript has 13 exons. Gene Ontology annotation, biological process: positive regulation of axon extension; positive regulation of dendritic spine morphogenesis; postsynaptic actin cytoskeleton organization. Gene Ontology annotation, molecular function: actin filament binding. The record is from RefSeq and is a predicted model, not a curated record.
AUGGUGCCCAUGCAGUUCCACGCCAACCUGAAGGACAGAACCCCUUUUUCUCACAGGGUGGCCUUGUCCCCCAGGAUGGAGAAACACAGGGCUCUGUUCACCUACGAGGGCAACAGCAACGACCUGCGUGUGGCCGGCUCGGGAGAUGGUGGUCUGGAGGAGAUGGUGGAGGAGCUCAACAGUGGGAAGGUGAUGUAUGCCUUCUGCAGGGUGAAGGACCCCAACUCUGGCCUGCCCAAAUACGUCCUUGUCAACUGGAUUGGUGAAGGUGUCAACGACGUGCGGAAAGGAGCCUGCGCCAACCACGUCAGCACCGUGGCCAACUUCCUCAAGGGAGCCCAUGUCACCAUCAAUGCUCGGGCUGAGGAGGACGUGGAGCCUGAGCUCAUUAUGGAGAAGGUUGCCAAGGCCUCAGGGGCCAACUACAACUUCCACAAGGAGAGCAGCAAGUUCCAGGACUUGGGCCCCCAGGCUCCUGUGGGCUCUGUCUACCAGAAGACGAACGCAAUGUCAGAAAUCAAGAGGGUCAAUAAAGAUCAUUUCUGGGCCAAAGCUGAGAAGGACGAGGAGAACCGGCGGCUGGAGGAGCAGCGCCGGGCGGCGGAACGGGAGCAGCUCUGCAGAACCAGAGCCUGUGAGAUGGAAGCCCAGAAGUGAGUCCCCAGAGCUGUGGUGGAAGUUUGGACCAGCUGGGCUGGUGAGCUCAUUCAUCUGGUGUCCUCCAAAGAUGGGGCAAGCGUCUCAGAGGCAGAGAAUGAUGGAAGGGAGGCUGCUGCCCUGGUGGCCCAGCGAGCUGUCAAUCCCCGGGACAUCUUCAAACAGAGGGAGAAGUCGGGGACAACGGGAACAGGGACGGGGUCCCAGCCAGGCAAACUCCGCAGCCCAUUCCUGCAGCAGGAGCAGGUGAACUCCGUGCCCAGCCCUGUCUCUCCUGCCCAGGAUGCCCCCCAGGGUUCUGGGGCCUCGAGGUACCAUUCCAGCCUCCCAGCGUCCCACGGGCAAGAGGCAAAUCUGUAUGAGGAGCCACCAGAGCCCUCAGCCGUCUAUGAAGAACCUCCUCAGGAACAUGCCGACAAUGCCAAAUACGACUACGCAGUCGAGUACCAGGGGCCACCAGAGCUGAUGGGGAAGGGGCUCUGUGCCCGGGCACUCUAUGACUACCAGGCAGCUGAUGACACCGAGAUCUCCUUCGAUCCCGAGAACAUCAUCACCAACGUCGAGAUGAUCGACGAGGGCUGGUGGCGCGGCUACGGCCCCGACGGCCACUUUGGCAUGUUCCCAGCCAACUACGUGGAACUGAUCGAGUGA